UGAUUACAUGGAUGAGCCGUUCAUUGUGGCUGCAUUCAGAGGACUGGGGGAAGACACGGUGCAAAAUGUGAAGGUCAUGAAGAACAGGUACACAGGACAUCCUGCUGGGUACUGCUUUGUCAACUUCUCUUCGGAUAACGCCGCCCUCACCGCCAUGCACAAACUCAACGGAAAAAUCAUCCCCAACAGUCAGCCACCCAUAAGGUUUAAGCUCAACCACAGCAGCACGCGCGGCAACACCGCCGACAAGGAGUUCUCCCUGUGGGUGGGCGAUCUCACUCCUGAUGUAGAUGACUUUGCUCUCUACAAGACCUUUGGCUCGCGUUACAACAGCAUCAAAACGGCCAAAGUUAUCUAUGAUCCGUCGGGGCAGAGCAAAGGGUUUGCAUUUGUGAGGUUCUACCAAGAGGAAGAGUACCGGGAUGCCCUCACGCACAUGAACAACUUCAAGGGAUUGGGGCAGAAGCCGCUCAAAGUUAGCUAUGCGGUGCCUAAGAAGCAAACCUACCCUGGCAUGUCACAAGGAGGCGGCGAUUACAACCAGCAAUACUAUGACCAGUACUGGAACAACUACUCUUCAUGGCCGGGGUAUGGUAACGGUGGACCAGACUCUCAGUACUACGAUAACUACAACAGCGGACCUGGCGGCUACACUGAGUACGAUCAGCCGUCCUCUGCCCAGCAGGACGACAAGCCGACCAAGGAGGACUUCGAGCCCGUGGAGUGGAAUGUGCCGCUGGAUAUCGAGCAAAUCAAUAAAAACUUUAUUGAGUGCAAUGAAGAAUUGUGGUCGACACUGGAGAAGCAACGAUGGAACUUCUGGGAUAACGCAGGCAUUGACUACGUGUAACCAUAAAAUCAUUUCAUACCUCCAACCUUCUUGCUAUAAUAUAUAAUG
Messenger RNA from Hyalella azteca, 898 nucleotides. RefSeq names its product tRNA selenocysteine 1-associated protein 1 (gene Secp43). Bases 8 to 850 code for a protein of 280 amino acids. The transcript is spliced from 5 exons. Gene Ontology annotation, molecular function: RNA binding. Lineage: Eukaryota; Metazoa; Arthropoda; Malacostraca; Amphipoda; Hyalellidae. The record is from RefSeq and is a predicted model, not a curated record.